AUGGUUGAGCCCGUGGCUAUCGGUUUCGCGAGCUGGGCGGCUAUAUGCGCGACCGUCAAUACAGUCAACAUUGUGAAGGGCUGGGUCAGCGAGCUCCGCGCUUUUGUGAGAGACGUCCGGGAAGUAAAUCAAAUCAUGCUACAAAUGGAAAAUGAGUACACUACAAUUCAAGCGGAGGUCCAAUUGUGGCUCAAAAUGUGGGAUGUUGAUCAGAACGUCUCAAGGAGGCGGUUGCUCGCGCUGUGGGGGAAAACCAGCGGCACUAUUACGCAACAGAUGCGAACCGUCCAGGUUCUCCUUCAAGAAAUCGAACAGAGACUCAGAAAGUUCCGCGAGGCGCUUGCAUUGAAAAGUACAUCACAGUCGAAGCGGUUACAAAAAUCAGUCAAAUUCGUCAGCUCGGCAGGCCCCAAGAUAAUUCGAAAGCUAGAAAGUACCCGCACAACCAUGGCAGUAGUGAGAAGACUUUCUAAAGACGCAUUUCAGAUAAAUAACCAAAGACUGGUUCAAGGGGACAUCAUCUUAAGACCGGAGCUUGAGUCAGUAACAUGGAAUCAUCUGUUCCAAGAUAUAUACGAAUCUAGGCUGGCCUCCAAGGGACUAUACGAAAUUUGCUAUACAGCACGAAAGAAGUUUAUCCCGGAUGACCUUGACCUUAACAUUGAUAUCUUGCGACAACGCCUUGAGCGUCUCAUUGACCAAGAUAGACGCUCACUCCCACUGCACUACCACUUUCUCUUGACCUGGAAAUCUGAAAUUUCUGAGCUCCUAGUUGAAGGUCCUCGCCGUUCACAUGGUGGUUCCAAUCCAGACGAGUUUACCAAUAAUGGCUGA
Messenger RNA from Clonostachys rhizophaga, 834 nucleotides. NCBI's taxonomy places the organism in Eukaryota, Fungi, Ascomycota, Sordariomycetes, Hypocreales, Bionectriaceae. The record is from the annotation of a GenBank genome assembly.